UCUCCCUUACACCACCCACUUUCUCUCUCCAAGAAUCCUUCUUCCAUGGCCCCCGGUUUUGCACCUUCUCUCUCCUCUUUAUAUACCACCUCUAGUCUCCUCCCACUUUUCCACCGCCCAUUUCUUAUUUUUCCUCACAUUUAUCUCCAUCCAAACAGCCUUCUUUCUCACCUCCAUCCACCUCCCCGCAUCAAGAACUGAACUGGGUCCAAGAAUUUACGUCAGUUGGUGCACUGAAUUGAACUGAACUGGAUCCAAGAAUUCACAUCAGUUGGUGCACUGAAUUGAACUGGUUCGUUUUGAUCCAAUUGGGUGAGUUAUCCUUUUUCGUGGGUUUUCGAUGACAAUCAAGGCAGGGUACGUGAAUGGACCCGUUCAUAAGAUGAUCAAGAAGAAGAGAUGCAAGAAAAGGGCGAAUCGGACCCAGGCUGAUCCGAUGGGGCUUCAGAGGCUGUUCGUGUCGUGCCGAGAGGUGUUUAAAGGCCCUGGGACUGUUCCUUGUUCUAGUGACGUGCAAAAGAUGUGCCGCAUUUUGGAUUGCAUGAAGCCCGAAGAUGUGGGGCUAUGUAAGGAUUUGCCGUUCUUCAAGGCUAAAAGUCAUGCCAAAGGGAAUCCGAGAGUCAUAUACACAACCAUAUACCAGUGCAAGAAUUUUUCUUUGUGUAUAUUCUUUCUGCCUCCAACUGCUGUCAUUCCCCUGCAUAACCACCCAGGAAUGACUGUUUUUAGCAAGCUUUUGUUGGGAACCGUGCACAUUAAAGCAUACGAUUGGGCCGAUCCUAGUAAUUCAGAUAACUUUGUGGGACCCAAUCAACCAAAAUUAGCAAAGUUGAAAGCCAACGACGUCUUCACAGCCCCAUGCGACACUUCCGUGCUAUAUCCUACAUCAGGAGGCAAUAUCCAUUCCUUCGAGGCUAUAACACCAUGUGCAAUACUUGAUGUUCUUGGACCUCCAUAUUCCAAUGAGGAUGGCAGAGAUUGCUCGUACUACCGAGACACUCCUUGUACUUCUUUAUCAAGUGGAGAGACAACAUUAUCAAACGAAGAAGGCAUCUCUUACGGAUUGCUGGAAGAGAUUGAGAUGCCAAUGGACUCCCUGAUGGACAGAAUCGAGUAUAUGGGCCCGCAGGUUCUUGAUAGUUCUUAGAUAUCUAGGGAGGCAUUCUUCAAAUCCGAAUCCUUCAGCUAGUUUGUCGGGGUCUUUUUCCCGUUUCCUAUGUUUUCAUCCGUGGUGUGUUCAUGUUGUUUUAUUUCAUUUUCUACAUGUGACCGAAUUCUCCCUAUGUAGAUGAAAGAAAUCUUCUUAAUUUUAUACUCUCUGUAUAUAACAUGGUUCUGCUGUAGCAGUAAGAAACUACGGAUACGAACCGGUAGUUUGAGUAGUUUCAUAUGCACGGUAUGUCGCAUGGUUUUGACAUUUUAUUAAGAAAAACUGUGGGUACAGUCCUAGUUUAUGUGGGGGUACAGCUCCUAGUUUACUGAGUUGAAAAUUCAGUGUAA
Molecule: messenger RNA, 1500 nt
Organism: Rhododendron vialii
Lineage: Eukaryota; Viridiplantae; Streptophyta; Magnoliopsida; Ericales; Ericaceae
Product: plant cysteine oxidase 1-like
Exons: 5
Coding region: 341-1147 (268 amino acids)
Molecular function (GO): oxidoreductase activity, acting on single donors with incorporation of molecular oxygen, incorporation of two atoms of oxygen
Source: RefSeq, a predicted model, not a curated record